ACAAUAAAGCAAAUCGCUUUUUUUUAACAAAACAAAGUCAACGAUUUGUUAAUUUAUAUAAGGCAGAAGGCGCAUUACCGCUCCUAAUCCGAGGGGAGCAAAUUUGUAAAAUGGAAGUUGGUCGUAAAUCGUUCCGAGUGACGUGCCCCAACUGCAAAUUGGAGGUGAAGACAGAAACGAGGGCGGAGACAACAUUAACCACGCUUGCGACUACGAUUUUGAUGUGCAUAUUUUGCUGCUGGAUUUGCAUUCCAUUCGUGUAUUGCACGGAUUGCGCCAAGGACAUCGAGCAUACAUGCCCCCUGUGCAAAAGACAUAUUGGCACCAACGAAUGGUGAAACCGUUCAACAUUAACAUUAAUAUAACAUUAAUUAAAGGUGAAAAGUUCAAGCUGUUGUAUUUAUCUAUGUCUUCUUUGCUUACCAUUUAAAUAAAAUAUUUUUGCUUCUGGAA
This is a messenger RNA of Drosophila albomicans, 453 nucleotides long. Its product is annotated as lipopolysaccharide-induced tumor necrosis factor-alpha factor homolog. The transcript has 2 exons. The record is from RefSeq and is a predicted model, not a curated record. Lineage: Eukaryota; Metazoa; Arthropoda; Insecta; Diptera; Drosophilidae. Bases 111 to 338 code for a protein of 75 amino acids. Gene Ontology annotation, molecular function: zinc ion binding.